UACGGCAAAGAAGUCGCGCUUUGAUUGGGCCGCUGUCAGGUGUCGCUGCCGGCAGGUUCGGCUGCGCGAGCGGAGGGAGGCGGGACUCAACAGUAGCCUUCCUUGAGGACCUGCCUUUCCCAUUUGCUGCCUGAAGUUAAUGUUUCUUGCUGGCCAAAUCAGGGACAUGCAGGCAUUAGCGGGAUGAGUGGGUGUUCCGGCAGGGAUGUGGUCAUUGACGGCCAGUGAGGGCGAGAGUACCACUGCCCACUUCUUCCUUGGAGCUGGAGAUGAGGGGCUGGGCACCCGUGGAAUAGGCAUGAGGCCAGAAGAGAGUGACAGCGAGCUCCUUGAGGACGAGGAGGAUGAAGUGCCUCCUGAACCUCAGAUCAUUGUUGGCAUCUGUGCCAUGACCAAGAAAUCCAAGUCCAAGCCAAUGACUCAAAUCCUAGAGCGACUCUGCAGAUUUGACUACCUGACUGUUAUCAUUCUGGGAGAAGAUGUAAUCCUUAAUGAACCUGUGGAAAACUGGCCAUCCUGCCACUGUCUCAUCUCUUUCCACUCCAAAGGCUUCCCUCUGGACAAAGCUGUUGCUUACUCCAAGCUUCGAAACCCCUUUCUUAUCAAUGAUCUGGCCAUGCAGUAUUACAUCCAAGAUAGGAGGGAGGUGUACCGGAUCCUGCAGGAAGAGGGUAUUGAUCUGCCUCGAUAUGCUGUGCUCAACCGUGAUCCUGCCCGGCCUGAUGAAUGCAACCUGAUAGAAGGUGAAGACCAAGUAGAGGUCAAUGGAGCUGUCUUUCCCAAGCCCUUUGUGGAGAAACCAGUGAGUGCAGAAGACCACAAUGUUUACAUCUACUACCCCAGCUCAGCUGGAGGAGGAAGCCAGCGUCUCUUUCGUAAGAUUGGCAGCCGAAGCAGUGUUUACUCUCCUGAGAGCAGCGUCCGAAAGACGGGGUCGUACAUCUAUGAGGAAUUUAUGCCAACAGAUGGCACAGAUGUCAAGGUGUAUACAGUGGGGCCAGAUUAUGCCCAUGCUGAAGCUAGAAAGUCUCCAGCUUUGGAUGGGAAGGUUGAACGAGACAGUGAGGGGAAAGAGAUUCGAUAUCCAGUCAUGCUGACUGCCAUGGAAAAGCUGGUGGCCAGGAAAGUCUGCGUAGCUUUCAAGCAAACAGUUUGUGGGUUUGACCUUCUUCGUGCCAAUGGUCAUUCCUUUGUGUGUGAUGUCAAUGGUUUUAGUUUUGUCAAGAACUCGAUGAAAUACUAUGAUGACUGUGCCAAGAUUCUGGGGAAUACCAUAAUGCGGGAGCUUGCCCCACAGUUCCAGAUUCCAUGGUCCAUCCCCACAGAGGCUGAGGACAUUCCCAUUGUUCCUACUACAUCUGGCACUAUGAUGGAACUUCGUUGUGUCAUUGCAAUUAUUCGUCAUGGGGAUCGUACUCCCAAGCAGAAGAUGAAGAUGGAAGUGAAACACCCAAGGUUUUUUGCUCUGUUUGAAAAACAUGGUGGCUACAAGACAGGGAAAUUAAAACUCAAGCGACCUGAGCAGCUCCAGGAGGUGCUGGAUAUCACAAGGCUGUUGUUGGCUGAACUGGAGAAAGAACCAGGUGGUGAGAUCGAGGAGAAGACCGGAAAACUAGAGCAGCUGAAGUCCGUAUUGGAGAUGUAUGGUCACUUCUCAGGUAUAAACCGGAAGGUACAAUUGACUUACUACCCUCAUGGAGUAAAAGCGUCUAAUGAGGGGCAAGAUCUGCAGAGGGAGGCUCUGGCCCCAUCUCUGUUGCUGGUACUGAAGUGGGGUGGAGAACUCACUCCUGCUGGCCGUGUUCAGGCUGAGGAGCUGGGGCGAGCUUUUCGCUGCAUGUACCCUGGAGGACAGGGUGACUAUGCUGGCUUCCCUGGUUGUAGGCUGCUUCGUCUCCAUAGCACUUUCCGCCACGACCUCAAGAUCUAUGCCUCUGAUGAGGGUCGUGUUCAGAUGACUGCUGCUGCCUUCGCCAAGGGCCUUCUGGCUCUAGAAGGGGAGCUGACACCUAUUUUGGUGCAAAUGGUGAAGAGUGCCAACAUGAAUGGGCUACUGGACAGCGAUGGGGAUUCUUUGAGCAGCUGCCAGCACCGGGUGAAGGCUCGGCUGCACCAUAUUUUACAGCAGGAUGCGCCCUUUGGCCCUGAGGACUACGACCAGCUGGCUCCCACCAGAAGUAUUUCCCUGCUCAACUCCAUGACUAUCAUCCAGAAUCCUGUGAAGGUCUGUGAUCAGGUAUUUGCCCUGAUCGAAAACCUCACCCACCAGAUCCGGGAACGAAUGCAGGACCCCAGGUCUGUAGACCUGCAGCUCUACCACAGUGAGACACUAGAGCUAAUGCUACAGCGUUGGAGCAAGCUGGAGCGUGACUUUCGACAGAAGAGUGGGCGCUAUGAUAUCAGUAAGAUCCCUGACAUCUAUGACUGUGUCAAGUAUGAUGUGCAGCACAAUGGGAGUCUGGGACUUCAAGGCACAGCCGAGUUGCUCCGUCUCUCUAAGGCAAUGGCUGAUGUGGUCAUUCCCCAGGAGUACGGGAUCAGCCGGGAGGAGAAACUGGAAAUUGCUGUGGGCUUCUGUCUUCCACUGUUGCGGAAGAUACUGCUUGACCUGCAGAGAACCCACGAGGAUGAGUCUGUCAACAAGCUGCAUCCCCUCUGUUAUCUCAGGUACUCCCGAGGCGUGCUCUCCCCAGGUCGCCACGUUCGAACGCGUCUCUAUUUCACCAGUGAGAGCCACGUCCACUCCCUACUCAGUGUCUUCCGUUAUGGAGGACUUCUUGAUGAGACCCAGGAUGCACAAUGGCAGCGAGCUUUGGAUUAUCUUAGUGCCAUCUCAGAGCUUAACUACAUGACCCAGAUUGUCAUCAUGCUUUAUGAGGACAACACACAGGAUCCCUUAUCAGAGGAACGGUUCCAUGUGGAGCUACACUUCAGCCCUGGAGUGAAAGGUGGUGAGGAAGAAGGCAGUGCCCCAACUGGCUGUGGAUUCCGUCCAGCCUCUUCUGAGAAUGAGGAAAUGAAAACCAACCAAGGCAGUAUGGAGAACCUGUGUCCACGAAAGGCAUCAGAUGAGCCAGACCGGGCAUUGCAGACUUCACCCCAGCCUCCUGAGGGCCCUGGCCUCCCAAGGAGAUCACCCCUCAUUCGUAACCGAAAAGCUGGUUCCAUGGAGGUACUUUCUGAGACUUCAUCCUCAAGGCCUGGUGGCUACCGGCUCUUUUCAUCUUCACGGCCACCCACAGAAAUGAAGCAGAGUGGCUUAGGCUCACAGUGCACAGGGCUGUUCAGCACCACAGUGCUGGGUGGCUCCUCCAGCGCCCCGAAUCUUCAGGACUACGCCCGCAGCCAUGGCAAAAAGCUACCACCUGCCAGUCUGAAGCACCGAGAUGAGCUCUUGUUUGUCCCGGCCGUAAAACGAUUUUCUGUGUCGUUUGCAAAGCAUCCGACUAACGGAUUUGAAGGGUGUUCCAUGGUGCCUACCAUCUACCCUCUGGAAACACUGCAUAAUGCCCUUUCCCUACGUCAAGUGAGUGAAUUCUUGAGUAGAGUCUGCCAGCGCCACACUGAUGCCCAGGCACAGGCAUCUGCAGCCCUCUUUGAUUCCAUGCACAGCAGCCAGGCCUCAGAUAACCCAUUUUCUCCACCACGUACUCUUCAUUCACCUCCCCUGCAACUCCAGCAGCGCUCUGAGAAGCCCCCUUGGUACAGCAGUGGCCCUUCUAGCACUGUGUCCAGUGCUGGUCCUUCUUCCCCUACUACAGUAGAUGGUAACUCCCAAUUUGGCUUCAGUGAUCAACCCUCCCUAAAUUCACACGUGACUGAAGAACAUCAAUGCCUUGGGCUGCUCCGGGAGACCCCUGGGAAUGGAGCACAAGAGCUCUCCAUAGAAGGGAAACAAGAGAUUUUUGAACCAAAUCAGUCCCCACAGGUGCCACCUGUGGAAACCAGCCAGCCAUACGAGGAGGUGGCUGAGGAGGUCAGCCAGCCAUGUCAGGAGGUCCCUGACAUCAGCCAGUCAUGCCAGGACAUUUCUGAGGCGCUCAGCCAGCCAUGUCAGGAGGUCCCUGACAUCAGCCAGCAAUGCCAGGAGAACCAUGACAAUGGUAACCACAUACGCCAGGAGGUCCCUCAGAUCAGCCAGCCAUGCCAGAAGGCCAGCCAACUGUGCCAGAAAGUCUCUGAGGAAGUUUGCCAGCUAUGUCUGGAGAACCCCGAGGAGGUCAGCCAGCCAUGCCAGGGGGUCUCUGUGGAGGCUGGCAAGCUGGUCCAUAGGUCCCACGUAGGGGUUGGUGGCUUGGUCCAGGAAACCCCUGUAGAAGUUGGCAGCCCAGCUGAAGAGAUCCCUGAGGAGGUCAGCCAGCCAUACCAGGAGUUCUCUGUGGAGGUUGGCAGGCUGGCCCAGGAGCCUUCUGCGAUCAGUCUGUUAUCUCAGGGCAUCCCUGAGAUUGAUAAACCAUCCCAAGAGUUCCCUGAGGAGAUUGAUCUGCAGGCCCAGGAGGUCCCUGAGGAGAUAAAUUAGAAGUCCUGGGUGGUCCCUGAGGUGAUCCAUCAGCUGCCUGGAGAGGGUAUUCCUCAAGCCCAGCAUCUAUCUAGUGAUCCAAACCCUCAGAGCCAGUCUCUAGCCCAUGACCAGCACUCACCCCUUCCACCAGCAACAUGUGAUUAAUUUUCUCAUUAGUGGUGUCACACUAUACCAGCCAUUUGAGCCAGCAACCUUUUCUGUUGGCUAACUCACUGGCCAGCUCUCACCAGCAGUGUCUGGGGAAGUAGUUCUCUUGGUAUGAAGCAUACCUGUGCCAGAGCUGUGCUUAAGGAGGAGCCAGUUUUAGGUUCAAAGAAGCCAUUGGCUCUUCACCUAACCAUUAGACUUGAAUAGGAUUUCCUUGGGGUAGGUUGGUCUCUCAUUACCCAGCCUUCUCUGAGCAUCCUAGGAAAUCAUAGACUGUUAAAGGAAAUGCUGCUUCACUGCUGAAGACACCAUCUGG
This is a messenger RNA of Mandrillus leucophaeus (drill), 4985 nucleotides long. RefSeq names its product diphosphoinositol pentakisphosphate kinase 1 (gene PPIP5K1). Gene Ontology annotation, molecular function: diphosphoinositol pentakisphosphate kinase activity; 5-diphosphoinositol pentakisphosphate 1-kinase activity; inositol hexakisphosphate kinase activity. Gene Ontology annotation, cellular component: cytosol. NCBI's taxonomy places the organism in Eukaryota, Metazoa, Chordata, Mammalia, Primates, Cercopithecidae. The coding region runs from base 206 to 4519 and encodes 1437 amino acids. Gene Ontology annotation, biological process: inositol phosphate biosynthetic process; inositol metabolic process. The record is from RefSeq and is a predicted model, not a curated record. The transcript is spliced from 31 exons.